AUUGUAUAGUACGACCAUUGAAUAUUUUCUUCAUUUAAUUCCAAUUCCAUUGACGUCAUCCAGCAAAUAACAUCUGAUGUAAACCAGGGGAUCGGAUCGGAUUCGAGCGGAGUAGGGUUUCGACUGAGAUUUUGUUGACAAAUCUAGCUUAUUUCUGAUUGAAUCACAAUUGGCGAAUAUGAUGUCCUUCGAGAUGAACGAUCGUAAAAAAAUUGGACUUGGUUUGACGGCGUUCGGGGUGUUCUUUUCAUUUCUUGGGAUCAUUUUCUUCUUUGAUAAAGGUCUACUUGCAAUGGGAAAUAUCCUUUUCUUCUCAGGCGUGACAUUAACCAUAGGGCUCAAGUCUUCUGCCCAGUUCUUUAUGAAGCGUUCGAAUUUCAAGGGAACAAUUUCUUUUGGUGUUGGCUUCUUCUUGGUUAUCAUUGGAUGGCCUAUCUUAGGCAUGAUAGUUGAGGCUUAUGGAUUUAUUGUGCUCUUCAGUGGCUUCUGGCCGACACUGGCUGUAUUUCUGCAGAAGAUGCCUAUUAUCGGAUGGUUGUUCCAGCAACCUUUUGUGAGAUCGAUUUUUGAUCGUUACCGUGGAAAGCGAGUACCUGUCUGAAUCUCUUUUUCACCAGAAAUGUCACUUACUUAUGGGCUGCCUUGUAAGUUCUGUAAAAAUGUUUUCUGACAAGCAUGUCAGGAUAGAACCGAUACCGUGUGGUACAUGUCAAUAUGGGUUUGAUUUUGUGUAUGGUUCUUGUUACCUCACUGGGAAAUGAAAGUCCAUUCUUUUGAGGUAAAUGCAGCUUCAA
Molecule: messenger RNA, 794 nt
Organism: Salvia hispanica
Lineage: Eukaryota; Viridiplantae; Streptophyta; Magnoliopsida; Lamiales; Lamiaceae
Product: vesicle transport protein GOT1-like
Biological process (GO): endoplasmic reticulum to Golgi vesicle-mediated transport; retrograde transport, endosome to Golgi
Source: RefSeq, a predicted model, not a curated record